CCCAUGUUUUAUUCUUCCCAUUUAUCGCUUCAUUUUCAUUUUUGUUUAAAUCCGUUCAUUUUCUUUAUCUGCAUGUACUUUCUGAUCACUCCUCACUUGUACUACUCUCAACAACAUGGAGUUCAGUUCUGAAGCCAACCAUCGCAUUGCAAGAAUCUCUGCUCAUCUCUGCCCUCCAAAUCUCCAGAUGGAGGAGAAUUGCGGGUUGAGGCAAGCAAAUUGCCGGGGAAAAGGUGGGGCGCCCGGAUUCAAGGUAGCCAUCCUGGGUGCUGCUGGAGGCAUUGGACAACCCCUUGCAAUGCUCAUGAAAAUGAAUCCCUUGGUCUCAGUCCUUCACCUUUAUGAUGUUGUCAACGCCCCUGGUGUAACGGCUGAUAUUAGUCAUAUGGACACUGGUGCUGUGGUGCGUGGUUUCCUAGGACAGCCACAGCUAGAGAGUGCUCUGACGGGCAUGGACCUUGUGAUUAUACCUGCUGGAGUACCGAGGAAGCCUGGAAUGACAAGGGAUGAUCUUUUCAAAAUCAAUGCUGGAAUUGUGAGGACCCUUUGUGAAGGCAUUGCAAAGAGUUGUCCUAAUGCAAUUGUCAACUUGAUCAGUAAUCCAGUGAAUUCAACAGUUCCUAUUGCCGCAGAGGUUUUCAAGAAAGCUGGCACUUAUGAUCCAAAGCGACUUCUGGGAGUUACUAUGCUCGAUGUUGUAAGAGCGAACACGUUUGUGGCAGAAGUUCUGGGACUUGAUCCUAGGGAAGUUGAUGUUCCAGUUGUUGGAGGACAUUCAGGAGUAACAAUUUUGCCUCUUCUGUCACAGGUUAAGCCUCCUUGCUCCUUCACCGCCCAAGAAACUGAAUACCUGACACAUCGAAUUCAAAAUGGUGGUACCGAGGUUGUUGAGGCUAAAGCUGGGGCUGGUUCUGCAACACUUUCAAUGGCUUAUGCAGCUGUUAAAUUUGCUGACGCAUGCCUCCGAGGGCUGCGAGGAGAUGCUGGUGUUGUAGAAUGUUCUUUCGUUGCAUCUCAGGUGACAGAACUCCCUUUCUUUGCAUCCAAGGUACGACUUGGUCGUACUGGAGCCGAAGAAGUCUUCCAACUUGGACCACUGAAUGAGUAUGAGAGGAUUGGCUUGGAGAAAGCAAAGACAGAGUUAGCAGGUAGCAUUCAGAAGGGGAUUUCGUUCAUCAAGAAAUGAACAAAAAAUGAGAAAAUCUUCUAUAUGACUUUGUGUCUCUUUCUUCGUAAUGUUAAGACUUCUGUAACUAGCA
Messenger RNA from Pistacia vera, 1259 nucleotides. Its product is annotated as malate dehydrogenase, glyoxysomal-like. The transcript is spliced from 9 exons. The record is from RefSeq and is a predicted model, not a curated record. Gene Ontology annotation, biological process: malate metabolic process; tricarboxylic acid cycle. Gene Ontology annotation, molecular function: L-malate dehydrogenase (NAD+) activity. Gene Ontology annotation, cellular component: cytoplasm; chloroplast. Bases 116 to 1186 code for a protein of 356 amino acids. Lineage: Eukaryota; Viridiplantae; Streptophyta; Magnoliopsida; Sapindales; Anacardiaceae.